AUGGUGCCGUCAAAGCUUCGGAAAUUCGCACUUCAGGACGGAUUCUCGGUGCUGCCGCCCGCGGCCUGGGUUCCCUGGGCUCCUGCAACCAUUCCUGAAUUGCGGGUGCCUGCAUCACCACCACUAUUAUUAUCAGCCUGGUCCCUCCCGCAGAGGAACACACAUGCAUCAAUCGGCUGCAGCUGUGGCCUGUUGGAGGCCUCUGUAGGAAGAGGCUGGCGGUGGCGUAGGCUGCGACAAGACCCCUCUGGUCCGGCAGACUCCGCACCUGCGUUUCCCUCUCGCCGGGUUGGGCUCUCCCUUCAUUAG
Messenger RNA from Trypanosoma rangeli, 309 nucleotides. RefSeq lists its product as uncharacterized. The transcript has a single exon. The coding region runs from base 1 to 309 and encodes 102 amino acids. The record is from RefSeq and is a predicted model, not a curated record. NCBI's taxonomy places the organism in Eukaryota, Euglenozoa, Kinetoplastea, Trypanosomatida, Trypanosomatidae.